AAUAUUGCUAGUCAUUCCUAUUGGAAAAUCGUCAUUGCGAUCGAUUUUGCUUUUUUCACGCCUCUCUUUUUUUUAUUAUUUUUAUUUUACAUAAUUUUCUUUCUCCUAUUUAUUUUUGUCCUGUUAUUAAAAUUAUCUGUCUUUUACUAUAUUAUUCUCCAUUCUUGUCACACUCAUUCUGACCCACAGAGAGAACAAAUUUCACCUAUAUCUUGGAGUUUCCGAGGAGUACAACGCGCGGCGCCUUGAACUAGUACCGAACAGUCCGUGACUAACAUUUAGAGCUCGAGCUGCUUCUCAAGGGAGAACAACAAUUUUCACUGCACCAAAAAUCUAACUAGAGAAUGAAGUAUUCGCCACAACAACGACAACAGCAGCAACAGGAACAGGAAAAUUGCGAUAAAACACGAAAAUCCGUGAGCGAAAUGAAUUCAACGAAUGUGACACCAUCACGACGUGAUUUGACAGUGCACGAUUCAACGAUGGAUAAUAAUAAUAAAAAAUUACCGACUACUCGACGAUUUAAUUGUCGUCCGGGAAUGUUCGCUUGGAUGAGGGUAUUUCGAUUUGCAACAAUUCUUCAGCAAGUUGAAUGCUAGUCAACAAGAGAGAAGUAAAAAAAAGGAAACAUGACAUUUAACAAUUAAUGUCAGUUAGCUGCAUUUAUAAUAUGUAUAAAAAGAAAAUGAAAAAUUUGCAAAUUUACAAGCGCGGGCGCCUGUAUAAAUGCACACUGCCAUAUACACGUGCACACGUGCGCCUACGCAUUUCCAUUAUAGAGCGUUCUCGCAGCUGUGCAUUCGAUUUGCAGAUCGUUAGGGUGUUUGCGCUGGCCACAAAUCUCUCCUUUCUUUUUAAAUAAAUAGGAGCAUUGCAUUUUUUUUAAUUUUCUUCUCUUUUUUUAUUUUUUUAUUAAUAAAAAACGUGUUUUUUUUAAAAUUAUUUUUUAUUAUUUUCCUUGAAAGAAUUGUAUUUUUAAUUAGUUUUCUAAUUUUUUUCAAUCAGAAACAUUAAAUUUUCGUUGAAGUAUUUGAAUAAUUGAAUGUUUCGUUGAGUAAUAAACAAUAGACUGGGAAAUUGAAAGCCCUUUGUUUGAAAGAAAAAAUAACGCCGUUGUUGGUAGAAAUCAAAGUUUAGAUGACAAUCGACAAUUGUUUGUUAGUAUAAAUUAUUAAUCACGUUUAUUGAAAAUUGUACAAUUAUUUUCUUUUGAAAAAUGUUGAAGAUUACAUAGACUCAAAACUGUUGGCACUCUGGUUCGAUAGGAUAUUGAGAAUAUUUAUAUUUUUCUGUUGAAAUUAAAUAAGCUGCGCUUAUAUUAAUUAUUAAUAUAUUCCUAACGAGAAAAUAUUUCACGAAAAGUUAUAUUUUAAUUUUUUUUAUGAAUUUAUCUAAAUAUUUAAUUUAAUUUUUCUUU
Messenger RNA from Leptopilina heterotoma, 1417 nucleotides. RefSeq lists its product as uncharacterized. The transcript has 2 exons. Lineage: Eukaryota; Metazoa; Arthropoda; Insecta; Hymenoptera; Figitidae. The record is from RefSeq and is a predicted model, not a curated record. Bases 345 to 599 code for a protein of 84 amino acids.